GUGUGAUUGGCGAGCGCUGGGAGCGAAGGCAGAACGGUGUCUAUCUGGUGGGACUGCUUCUAUGCCACUCGAUCCUUGAGCUACGAAUCUGUGGAUUUUCUUUAUUAGUUGAUUAACAAUGGUGAAUGCAAAGGGGAUUGGAAUUAUUAUGCUCGUCGCUUUGGGAAUUGCGCCAUACUGUGCGCACAGUGUGCCGUAUGAGCCUCCUGAUGAUCUCGUGGAAGAGGAUGGAAAUCAAGACUUCUCGCCAAUAACUGCUCAAGAUGGAGAACAAACUCAAGAAGCACAAGAGAGUGCUCCGCACUUGGAACAAAAUCUCACACAACUCUUAGAAGAGGAAAAACCUGUUGAAACUUCAGCAGACAAUUUUUCUGUGGCACUCACUGACCAAGACUUGAAACAAAGCCACAACUCUCCCCUGACUCCUCUCAACCAGAUCGAAGAUUUGAAAGAGAUCCUCUCACUCUACCACCUAUUCCACACCAAUCUGUUAGUGCAGAUGACCUAUUUCAUCUUAUUCAAAGAUCCUAUGGUAUUCCAAGGUCAUCUGAAAUUUCUGGAGCAUUUUAUACUUUGAAUAUUCUUCCUCCUGACUUGGAUAUAUCAUAUGAACCCAAAGAGGCUCAGGUGCCUCCAAACCACAAUGAGGAACCUCCCUCCCAGACUUCCAUACAAUUGUCAGGACACAGUUUGUCCCAAGGUUUAGAGAACUUUUAUGAAACUGUAUCAACAGAAGCAAAUAACACUGUAAACUCUGAACACUCAAAUGACACAAUUCAACA
Messenger RNA from Macrobrachium nipponense, 782 nucleotides. RefSeq lists its product as uncharacterized. Bases 119 to 577 code for a protein of 152 amino acids. NCBI's taxonomy places the organism in Eukaryota, Metazoa, Arthropoda, Malacostraca, Decapoda, Palaemonidae. The record is from RefSeq and is a predicted model, not a curated record. The transcript is spliced from 2 exons.